Molecule: messenger RNA, 736 nt
Organism: Aspergillus ochraceoroseus IBT 24754
Lineage: Eukaryota; Fungi; Ascomycota; Eurotiomycetes; Eurotiales; Aspergillaceae
Exons: 2
Coding region: 74-736 (220 amino acids)
Biological process (GO): negative regulation of MAPK cascade; protein dephosphorylation
Cellular component (GO): cytoplasm
Molecular function (GO): protein tyrosine/threonine phosphatase activity; MAP kinase tyrosine/serine/threonine phosphatase activity
Source: RefSeq, a predicted model, not a curated record
UUAACGUCCAACUUAACGUUCAGCUAAAAACCUGUCUAGACAACCAUUUCGUCCUGAUACACAGAAUAACACGAUGGGUGAAAAUGCAACAGACGAUACCCCGAAAGAUAGGAACAAGAAGUGGGAGAUGGCAUUCAGGGCUCGGGUGAGGCAGAUUGUCCCUGGUCUCUUCCUAGGCAAUGUGGAGGCAUCAUACACUCGGGAAAUGCUUCAAGAGAACCAUAUCAACGCAAUUGUCUCCCUUACGGAUGCCCGAUGGGUCUGGUGGAAUACCAUUACAAGAGAGGCAGGCGUUCCAAAACAUCGUCACAAAUGGGUUCAGUGUGCAGAUUCGUCGACCCAAGAUCUCCUCGCCCAUAUGACCUCUUUACCCGUCGAGUGCGAACAUGAAACCAAUCACGAGCGGCGUGGUGCAGCUUCGGAGGCGAUAUUAAUUCACUGUGAUCUUGGAAUAUCACGAUCGCCGACAGUUAUCAUUGCCUACCUCAUGCGCAAACUCAACAUGCAGCGAGCAGACAUAUGGCCUUUUGUUCAAUCAAAGCAGAAAAUCAAACCGAGCGCGAAUCUUACUCGUCAACUUCAAGUUUGGGAGGAGGUUGGAUUCCAAGUCUGGAGAAAUGACGAUAGGACUGUCCCGAAACAAGCGUAUAAAGCAUUUUUGGAACAUCGGGCUGUCCUUCUCCAGAACAGAGGGCUCACAGGAAAUGAGCCCCUUGCACCUCAGAAACUUUACUAA